This is a messenger RNA of Mesorhabditis belari, 7707 nucleotides long. The record is from the annotation of a GenBank genome assembly. NCBI's taxonomy places the organism in Eukaryota, Metazoa, Nematoda, Chromadorea, Rhabditida, Rhabditidae.
AUGGAGAAAAUCUCUCUCGAUUACCAUUCGGUUUAUGUAAGAAAUUGGAGGGUCUCUGGUGCGAUUUGGGUACUUUUCGCUCUUUGCUCAGCUGUACUUCAAUUACUCGUUCUUGUCCAUCCGACAUGGAUCGAAUCAGAAGAAGGCGGAUACUUUGGUCUUUAUGAUUAUUGCCUUUCGGAUAAUUGUCCUUGGAAAAUCUUUCAGGUUCAAUCACUUACAUGGUCUUUUCAAUUAUCAGCGGCUCUUGUUAUGGUGGCCACAAUUUGCUCACUCCUUAUCGUCACAGCUAUUUUGUUGCUAGUUCUUUUGCGUGAUCGAUUCGUUUUCUUGUUGUGUGCCUGGAUGCACAUGUUUUCGUUUUGUGCCAUGUUAUCUGCUUGUAUUCUCUAUCCAAAUGGAUGGGAUCAUCCAAAAGUUAGAGAAACGUGUGAUUCGAGAAAGUAUGAUCUCGGUAUUUGUCGAAUGAGAUGGCCUUAUUUUGUCGCAUUGGAGCUGGUUGGAGUGCAAUUAACAAUGUCAAUUUUUGGUUUCGUUCUCGCUUGUAAGCAACCUUCAGUCUUCCCGGGAAUUUCGUCUGUCUACGGUAUCCUAAAUCGAGAGGACAGUGAUGGCGGUCGUUCGAAUCCCCUUGCCUUAUGGAUUAUGGAUCCAUCAUCUUCUGAUCAAAAACAUCAAUCGAAAUCGAGCCGAAUCGACAAUUUUGUUAACAAAUUAGCAGCUCGGCACACAACAGAUUGGCCACUCCAGGCAAUGUCAUCAAGCGGAGAAAUGGGAUUUUGUAUUGAGUGUGGAGACGAGGGAUUUUGUACAGAUGGAUUGUGCUAUAAUUGCAAGGGAAGUACAUCUGGAUCCACUCAACUUCUUUUCUCAAAUACCCCAUUGACUGGAGCCAAAUGCUCAAUUUGCAAGCGUCUCAUUCCAAAUCCAAAAACGGCUCGAUCUUGCGUUUUGUGCAAAAAAUUUGCUCAUUUGGAAUGUUGUCCAAGAUCUUUGUCAAUUCUUGAAGAAUAUAAAUGCAAUUCUUGUCUGCAAUUACCAGUGGUCUUUGAUACAAUGUUGUCCACACAAGAACCAGCGAGCCCUUUGGUCAACGUACCAACGGUAGAGCAACCACUUGAGGUUUUUGGUGCAACACCUGCACGAAAUGAUCUUCAACAAAUUCCUGAAGAUCUCUACCAUUUGCCGGCUCCAGUUACACACCAAAGUGGAGAAGACACUCAAAGUUGUGACGAAGCCACGGGAGCCUCACCCGCUACUGAGAGUGACAGUGCACGAAAUUCUCCCUUUUAUCAACCACCUAGUGAUGAUGAAGAAGAAUUUAAGCCACCUGGCUUCAGACAAUAUGUUCCAAGAGGAAGAGGUCGGGGAAGGGGAUCGAGAGGGAAAAAACCAGGUGGAAGGGGAGGAACAUCGACAAUGAUUGGACCCGGGGGAAUUGAUCUCAUGAAGACUAGAUCGGGAGGAAUGCCCCCAACCGGACACUAUAUGGACAAAUUGACACAGGGAACUCGUGGAAAACGAGGGAAAGGAAGUCGAGGCGCUUAUGGGAGUCGUGGAAAAGGGACAAGAGGGCGAAGAGCAAGAGGCCAACUUGCUUGUGUGGCAACAAGCGCAAAUGUCCUCCAACAUCUUCACUCUGCUCAAUACUCAACAACAAGAGAGAUUGAUGAGCAACUCAUUGAAGAUCUCGAAGAUAAAACCCCGAUUGAUAUGGAAUAUGUCAGAACGGCAGUUGUUUACGCAGCUGAUGAUGAAUUUAUGGAAAAGGCACCUCUUUGCUUGAUUUGUGGGAGUAUUGGAAAAGGAGAAGAAAGAUCAUUUGUUUGUUGUGCAAAUUGUGCUCAAGCUUAUCACACCUUUUGUGUCGGAUUGCAUGAAAAAAUCCGAGACACAAUUGUGAAUCGUGGAUGGAGAUGUUUGGAUUGCACGAUUUGUGAGGGAUGUGGAGAUGGAAAAGAUGAUAGCAAGUUGCUUCUUUGUGAUGAAUGUGAUACAGCUUAUCACAUUUAUUGUCUCGAUCCACCGCUUCAGAGCAUCCCCACUGGCGCCUGGAGAUGUAAAUAUUGUCUACGUUGUCGUCGAUGUGAUCUUCGAGUGAAUGAUUGUUCUGAAUUGACUCGAGAAGGGCUUUGUCGUGGUUGUUACUCUCUUCGCAAAUGCCCAAAAUGUACAAAACUCUACCAAAUCGGUGAUCAGAUUAUUCGAUGUGCUUCUUGUACAAGAUGGUUUCACGGCACUUGUGAGGGUCUUUUCUCAGCCGAGGACAUGGAAAACGCGGCGGCAAAUAAAAUGCGUUGCUCGAGUUGUCGACCAACAUCUAGAGGUCUUUUCACACAAACUUUUGGUUCUCAUGGGCAAAUGAUCGUUGUGGAUAAUGUAAUCUUACAUAAAGAAGCUGAUGAAAUACUCAAAUCUCCAUAUAUGCCACCACAAUAUAGACCGGAUCAUGGGAAUGCUUUUGCGUCAAAUCGAUCGUCAUCAUUUGAUUUUUGGAGCAAUAUUGAGGAGGAAUAUCAAGAAGAAGUCGUCGAAGUUCCAACAAGUGGAAGAGGUCGAGGAAGAGGUGGAAGUAGAGGAAGGGUGUUACGAAUUGGUGUUGGAGGGUUUGUCGUGAGAAAUCCAAAGAUCAAAACCACCAUAGAAGAGGAGGAAUCCGAGGAAAAGAGAAUGAAAAAACCAAGAAAACCACGACGAACUUUCCUCGAAGAUGCCUAUCCACCAAAUAUACAGGAAGGAUUCUUUGGAGUGCCCGGUCUUGAAGGAAAACAACUUAUUGAUGUUCAAGUCGAGGAGCCGAUCCUUCGCGAAUGUACAACAAGUGGACAACCACUGAAAACAGAGGGUGGAAUGUUGAGUGCAGAACAGACAUUACAAUUACAAAACAACAUUGAAGAGGAAGGCGUUUUGGAGAAUAUCGAUUUUCAUGAAAUGGAUUUGGAUGGAAUUGAUUUCGCUGCCUUUUUGGAUGACGAUGAUGAUAUGGAAGUUGAAGAUGGACAACCAAUGAGUGAAGAUUUGAGAGAUGCAUUCGAUCUUGUUCGAACGGAUGGAUUUGAUCCAAUCACUUCUCAGGGAACCGAUAGCAAUAACUCAAUGGAUGUGCAAUCGGGAGCCAAUACGAAUAAUGGAUCAACUCAAUCUACAUCAACCGGUUUUGCGGCGAGACCACCGGGUGAGUUGACGAGAUCUUCUUCACAAAUGGACAUGAUCACUGCUGAGAGAAAUAAUGCUGCCACAGAAAGAUGGGAAGAAGAUGAACCAUUGGGCGAAAGAGCGACAAAAGCUGCAGUUCUCUAUGUGAAUAUCAAUUUCCCACAUUUAAAAGAGAAAGUGCCUGAAUGGACUGAACGCGUGAAACAUAUUCAAAAACUUUGGCGUACUUUAAGCAGUGAGAGUCGAAAGCAAUAUGUCGAGAAAGCGAGGGAAAAUCGACAAUUACGGGGAAAGAUCCCAAGACAGCGAAAAGUGCAUGCAACACAAAUGGCAUCAAUUGAUAGUGUCACUUCAAAUACUGGGCAAUCAUUGGAUGGAUCGAGUGGAAGUGGAAGUGGAACAACAGUUGAACCUUUACAACAAAUCCCACAAACCCCUCAACUUCAUCAGCCUGUUAUUCCAUCCCAACAAGGAAUGCAAUCUCUUCCACAAUAUCAUCAACAAAUGACAAUGAGUCAAGGAAAUUUUCCUGGAAUGCAAAAAAUACCCGAAAUACAACCGAGUGAAAACGUGGGAAGAGUGGUUCGCCCAGAAAUCAUGCAUCAUUAUUUGAUGAUGAGAGAUCGGAUUGUUGCCAUUGAAAAUCAACAAAAUUAUCUCGAAGAUGAAUUGGGCAAAAUGAAAAAGCAAAAACGUCUCUUGGCGAUGAAAAGUAAAAAGCUCAACCGAGACUCGGAAUCGAGCUCGGCUCAAACACCCGGAAUUCCACCACAUGAUUCUACACAGUUUCCAGAUUUGAAUCCAGGAAUGGGAAGUCCAGAAAGAGAGAUCGAAAUGAAUGCAACAAUUGAUUUGAAUCAAGAAGAAAAACUCCAAUUGGAUCAAUUAACUAACGCGAUUCCAAUGAAACAAAAGGAUAUCGAAAAGACGAAACAAGAGAUGAAAAUACAAAUGCAAGCCAUUAAUGAGUACCUCUCGAGACAGGGAUUAUCGAGAGAAAUUAUCGAAUCAAAUCUCCAAAUGCAACAGAAUACGGGAAUCCAAAGAGGAUAUCCAUCACGACCACAACAGCAUUUCCGUUCUCCAUAUCUGGCUGGCGGAAAAUGGGUCUACUCCCAAACCUAUUCACAAGAAGAGCGAUCAAUCUAUGAAUGUGUCGAUGAUUUACUUUUCAAGGUCACUGACAUGUGCGAGGCUCCUCCACAGAAUAUGCUCAAAAGAUUGCUCGAACAUAAACCUUUGGGCCAAAUUGGUGUUUCGAUGAUGGGACAAUCUGGGGGAGUUCCUUCGGCAAGUGGUAUGGUGCCUGGAAUCGGUUGUGGUCCUUCAUCUUUGGCUCAUUUCACAAAUGAAUCACUCCUCGAGCCACCCAAACCAAAGAAAAAGAGAACCCAAGUGAAGAAAACUGGUGUUUCAAGUGGAAACAACGAGAUCGACACGAUGAUUGAACGGAUAAAUUGUCAAUUGAGGAUGAGUGAAAAGUUCUCUCGACGUGCCCUUGAAAGUGUUCAAUCGAAGGGAAGCGGUCAUGUACUUGAGCCGGGAUUGACUGAAUUACCUGAUCGACUGAAAGAUCAAACGACUUCGGCACUGAUCACACAGGGAAAUAGAACAAAUCCGAGCCCCAUUGAAGGAGAACAUUUUGGACAAACAAAUUUCACUUUUAUGGAUGAUAUCCUACAAGUGGAUGACUCAAUCCGAAAAUUGAUCAAAGCUGGGCCAAGCAUGGCAGCGUUUGCACCAGCCGCAAAUCUACAAGCACUUGCCAAUGCCAUUCCCACACCGUGUGAGUUAGAGUUCGACGAGUUGGAUUUGUUGGAAGGAGCGUCAAGAUGGGAUUUGAUGAAAACUCUUGUACGAGCAAUACCUCGACGACCAAUCGAUGCCUUCUUGAGAACGUCAAUUCGUCAAUUUGACGGUGCUCUACCACCACUUGAACAAGUUCGGAACGCAUUUUUUAAACCUGAAAACGAAGACGAAGAAGUUGAGAUUUGCAUUGAUGUGAAUGAAGCUGAACUGUUGAAAUGGGCUGAAAAGUACAAACACACGGGAGUAGACCAAGCAGGCCAAGAAUUAUUCGAUCAUCUCGCGAAAAUUCUCAACAAUGGACAGAAACUCGAGUAUGCCAUCGAUACCCCACCAUUAUCGCCUGUCUAUUCAAAUGAUGGAAACUUACAACCAUCCGUCGAGAAACAAGAGCCGUUUGCUGGGAAUUUUGCAGGAGCCGAAAAAUGCCGCGCUUGUUCCACUUACAUGCAAGUUCCAGUUUGCACGCAAAAUUUCUCUCGACUUGGACUCUCGCCUGCUAGUGACGACGGGGUUGAUGAAUCGGCAUCAUUCUGUUCAAUGCGAUGUUACUACUCUUUUGUGGCUACAAAGAAGCUUCCCCUUUCACCCGAUCAACUUUCCGAAGCAGAAAGGCAUGUCGAUGAAGAGACGAUCAGUCGAUUGAAACAAAUCUCAGCUGAUAGCUUUGCAAAGAUCGUUCAAGGAAAGGUAAAGAUGGAACAAACUGCCGCAGCUCCAAUUCUUUCCGAUUCUCUUCGCCUUUCAUCGAGGGAAAGUCGAUGCUCGAUUGAUGAAGGAAAGAAAGAAUACUCUCAGAUCCUUAAAGCGUCCGAUCUUCCAAAUAUUAAUGACCCCGAUGGAACUAAUCGAAGUAUUGUGAAAAGGGAAGCCGAGGAUAAAGGAUGGGCGAUAUUCUCGGCUCAAGUACACGAUACAUUUGUUCGAGUACAACAAUUCAAAAAGCUAUUGGCAACUCAUUCGAAUAAAAUGGGUGUAAUGAAUAUGGUGUUCCCGACAGAUGAUAACCGAAAAUGCAAACUCUGUGAUGUGGUCGGUGAUGCCGAGACUGCUACACAGGGCCGUUUGUUGAAUUUCGAUGUCGAUCAAUGGGUUCAUGUGAAUUGUGCACUUUGGAGUGCCGAAGUUUUCGAGAGUCCAUCAACUGGAGCUCUGUCACAUGUACAAAAAGCUGUGGAGAGAGCUCAACAAAUAAUGUGCCACAAAUGUGGUCGUUUGGGUGCUUCAAUGCAAUGUCACAAGGCCGAUUGCCAAUCGAGUUUCCAUCUUCCUUGUGCAAAGGAGAUUGCUGGAAGCAAAUUCUUGAAGGACAGGACCUUUAUCUGUUCUCGACACCAUGAAGUGACAAAUGAAGUGGUGUUGACUGGAUUGGAUGCUGUUCGACGACUUUACAUUGAUCGAGAUGAGAAUGCUUUACUGGGAAAACUUUUUGAAGUGGAGACAAAGAGAAUGGUGUUGAAAUUGGGAUCACUCACAUUGCAUUCGAUUGGACAACUUCUGCCUGAACAUCUUAAAGCUUUUCACAACAAUGACUACAUUUAUCCGGUCGGUUUCCGAGCCUCCCGCUUUUUCUACUUCCCCCCAACGCCACCAGCUGAUUUCAGCCCUGUCCUAUAUAGAAUGGAGUACAUCUGUCAGAUCUUGGAAAAGGAUAAAAAACCCUGGUUUGAUGUGCAGCUGCGAUAUGUGGCUAAUGAUAAUCAAUUGGUUGAAAAAUCUAUUGGAUCGGGACCCACUGCAACAAUGGCCUGGCAGCUAGCACUUAAUUUGAUCAAAAAUGCGAGAGAUAGCCUCUCUCAACUUCCACAACAAUCAAAGCCGAGCAUUCAAUAUCUUCGCUUCUUCCCGAAUGCUCUCAGUGGGGAAGGAUUGUUUGGAUUGAAAGAGAAUGCAAUCACAAAAAUAACGGAAAGUCUACCAGGAGUGGAUACACUGUACACAUAUUCUUUUCGUCAUGGAGGAGCACCCAUUCUCGAAUUGCCUCUUGCCGAAAACCCGUCUGGAUGCGCAAGAACAGAACCACGUUGCAGAACGCUAAUCAAGAAGCAUCGAUCUCGCCCGUCGGUGAGCGCUCAAACGACCGAAUCGACCUCAAGUAGCUCAUCAACAUCAAUGUCAAUCUCGGGUCGAAGAAGGACAUCGGCUCGAUAUGGAAGCACUUAUGAUCAAGAAUUAGCAGCUGCGGAGUUCCAAAAGAUGCUCACUGCGUCGGGCGUCGGUGCCGAAUGGGUGGCAGCGAUGAAAUUCCAAGCCAGCGAACCACAAACCAAUGCAUCGAUCUAUACGGCCUAUCAGAAGAUGAAGAAAGAAUGGCAAAACACAGUCUAUCUUGCAAGAUCAAAGAUUCAAGGGCUCGGAUUGUACGCUAAAGCCGAUAUCGAUAUGCACGCAAUGAUCAUUGAAUACAAAGGAGAAUUGAUACGAAGCGAGAUAUGUGAAGUGAGAGAGAAGAGAUACACAGCUCAGAACCGAGGUGUCUAUAUGUUCCGAAUCGACGAUGAAAUCGUGAUUGAUGCAACGAUGGCCGGCGGAUGUGCUAGAUACAUCAAUCAUUCGUGUGAUCCAAAUUGUUCUACGCGGAUAAUUCAAGCCGGAUCAUCGGCCGAAGACAAAAAGAUUAUUAUCACCGCCAAUCGACCGAUAAAAGCCCAUGAAGAGUUGACUUAUGACUAUCAAUUUGAAUUGGAAGAAGAAACAAAAAUCUCUUGUUUAUGUGGAGCUCCGAAUUGUCAAAAAUGGAUGAAC